AGUUAACACCAACUCUGGUUUUAACGAUGAAUCUUCUUCUUCUUCUUCUCGCCUUUAUUUUAGUUCAUAAAAAUUAUCAUCAGUUCAUCCAUGCAGACAUAAGUACACACCAUUCAUCCAUCGUAUAUAGAAUGAAAAUUGUGACAUACAUAAAAAUAAAAAAAAGGCACUGGAGUCUUCGAGGAAAAUUCUCGGAGAAGAAUAGCGUUCGAUGGAAUUUCUGAUAGCGCAUUUUUUACUGCUGUUGUUGAAUAUAUUUUAGAAUGGUGCGGUAAUUGGGAGAAGAAUAGAAGCUUUCGUGGAAUUUUUGCUUCGUUGUUUUGGAAUUUUGUUAUUCUUUAGAGUUUUUUUUUUGUUUUUGGAGAUGAUCAUCAGUCGCUGAUAUGAUUUUAUUUUGAACUUGAUUUAUGGGGCUUUGUCUAUGUCUGAAGAUGAAGACUGUCCAUGGUGUUCUCCUCCUUACUAUCCUGGAUAAAUACAGAAUCAAAGACAUCAUCAGACAUCAAGACAAUUUCCUUCAACAUGCCAUGUCGGUUGAAAUAUAAAAAAUCGAUUAUCCCACACGUUCAUGUAAAAAAAAAUAUUGUAUUUAAUCACAAAAUGUGGCUUGCUAAAUAAAUAAAUUGUAUGUAGACAUAUUCCGAACCCCAAAAACAACAUUGUGGAAGGCAUGGAAGUGAAUAUGAAAUUUAUAAAUAUACAUGCACAUACUCCGAGUGACUUGAAAAUUAACUACAGAAUUUUUUUUGCCUUGUUUCUGUCAAACUUGAUUAAUAAUGCUUUUUUUUGCGGUUGCUUUCAGAUUUUUUUUUGUUCCAGCGUGGCGAAUGAAUUAAUAAAUUAUUGAAUGAAUUAUUAAGAAGAGGAAGUAAGACAGUCAUCAAAUGCAUGUAAGUUUCACUGUUG
Molecule: messenger RNA, 906 nt
Organism: Chironomus riparius
Lineage: Eukaryota; Metazoa; Arthropoda; Insecta; Diptera; Chironomidae
Source: the annotation of a GenBank genome assembly